Messenger RNA from Lymnaea stagnalis (great pond snail), 15329 nucleotides. The record is from the annotation of a GenBank genome assembly. Lineage: Eukaryota; Metazoa; Mollusca; Gastropoda; Lymnaeidae.
CGGUUAUCUUUGCAUAGACUGCUAACAUUUUAAUCACAGCGUGAAGUGAUUGCGUUAACUUACGACAUAGCAUAGUUAACCCAAAUAGAAGUAAAACAUUAUUAGUUUUUAUCAAUAAUUCAAUAUUUACUCUUGUACCUUACUCUUUACAUGUGAUGGAACGCAGUUAUGUUAGUUGAUGCAGCUCUUUUAAAUUUAAAAAGGUAGGAGUAAGAAAUUUAGAGUAAACUUUUGUCGUUUGUUUUGAGCUGACGUAUACGGCAUACCGUAUUAAUUAUAAUUUUAUAAUCAUUAUAUUUAUACUUUAAAAAACAAAAAAAGUUAUUGAUAUUCAACUCGGGGUUACCCAAUUUCGUCUUGUCUUAGUAAGUUAGUACUUUGUAAAACAUUGUUACAGUAUGUAAUUAGUAAUUAGUAAAAAAAAAGGGAAGCGUUAUACUAAGUAUAAGCAGUCGGCUGCGUAUAACCCUGAGAGUUAUACGCAAUCGACUGCGCAUAACCCUGAGGGUUAUUCACAGCCGACUGCGUAUAACUCUCAGGGUUAUACGCAGUCGGCUGGGAAUUUAGCCAAAUAAGGUUUAUUAUCGCUUGUUUGGCAAUUUAAAAAAAAAGUAUUCUGCGUAAUUAGCUGCAUGAUGGAUUGUUUUGAACUAGAACUUUUAAUGUGUUUAGCGUAAAAUUUUAAUUGAAUUAAUUUUAAUUAAUAUUGAAAUUGAUGAUAGCAAUAGUAUUAGUAUUAGUGCUAUUAUUAGUAUUAUUGCUUGUAUCUUAUAUAUUAUAAUUAUAAGUAUAAGUCAAAGUCUACAUUUCUUAGAGUCUAAGCCUAAGUCUUAGAUUUUUUUAAAGGCAUUUCCAUGGUCUAAGUCUAGUCAUGUAUUUUGAUUGAUUAGGUUUUUAUAUGUUGCUAUGACUAUAGUUUUACUGACUAAUUCAGGAAAUACAUUCUAUUUAUCUUUUUUUAAAUUUUAUCAUUUAUGAUUUUUUUUUUUUUGAUGACCUAAAUGUAACAGUUUUCAGCUUCCAUGCAAAACUAUAACUGUGUGAAAGUAUUACUUACACUGACCCCUCUACAGAACCCCUGCCCCUACAGCGAUUUUUUUCCUGCUACUCUCAACCCAUGAUUAUUUUUAUUACUGUACCAGUGAAACAUGAUUUUAUCUGCCACAAAAUUAGUUAACAACACAAACAUAUAUUUGAUAAUUAUAAGUAUAACAUUAUUAACAUUACAUUGGUCAAGUUAAUAAUUCUUCUCAUGUUUUAACAUUUUUUAGCCAAAAAAAAAGUAAAACAAUAAGCCUAGUUGUUGCUUCAUUCUCGAGAAAAAGCAUAGCAACUAACGUGUAUUCAUGGCUUGCCGUUGGCUGGAAUUGAACUCAAAACCACCAACUUGAGGUUAGGUCAGUUUAAACCAUUCGACCACACAGUCACCCGAUAUCAAGGCACCGUUAUUGAUUGAUACUGUAACACAGGAAGAAUAUAGACCUCACGUGACUUGCUGACUGCGUAUAACUCUCAGGGUUAUACGCAGUCGGCUGCGCAUAACCACUUCGAAAAAAAAAAACUACUUUGUUUUAAGUAAAUUUAGACAAUUUUAAAAUUAAAUGCAUUUUCAUUUACUAAUGUACUUAACUUAGGUUUAUAACUUAUGGUCUAAUUAAAUUAAAAAUUGGUAAUUUAGUGGUACGCAUUUUAAAUUAAGUUUUAAGUAUUUUAAAUUUAAAUCAUGACUUGUAGUAAUCAAAGACAAAGUCAUAGUAGGCCUAUUUCUUAUCAGUGGCGUAGCAAGGGUUAGUGCCGCCAGGGCAGGGUGGGCCAAGAUUUUUGCCACCCCCUCACAAAAAACUCUUCACUAUAUAGAUAUAUAUAUAUAAAUAUAUAAAAAAGUGCAGUUGUAGGCUGACCUCCCCACCACACCUCCCUCCUAGGUCAGUGGUUCUUAUAAUCUAACUUUGUAGAGAUAUCAGGAUAUGAGUGACUGAAUAAUGACUUAAAUCUUAAGUUACAAUCAAUGUUCCCUUAAAUUUUGGUGGAGCUGAGUGCCGAGAAUAUUUUGUCUAUGCAAUUUUGAAAAAAUAAAAAAAAGUGAUAUCUGAAUUUAUAUUUGCUAAAUUUAAAAUGCCGUGAUGCAUAUCUGAAUUUAAUUUUGCUAAAUUAUAUUCAAAAUGCUGUCGGCAUAUCUGAAUUCAGUGAUUCAUUGCACAGCCUGAUAUAUAUUUUCUGGAUUAGAUGUCACAUUGCUAUUGGAAAAGGGACUUGUGUUCAAUUUAGUGUGAUUACAACAUUUGAAUGUGUAAAAGAAUUUGAUGAAAAAAACAAUUCACCCACAGAUCAGGACAGUUGUGUUUAUACAAAUGUUCUACUUUAGUUAAGAUUUUAGAUCACUAAUUUGAAUUAAUUUUUAAAAAAUCAGACCAAAAUAUGGCAGAUAUUGAAUGUAGAAAAAAGUUCAUUUUUGAUACAUCUGGCCAAUUAAAAGAAAUUUUGGCCUGUUGGCAACUGAUGAUUGGGACAGACUCAAUGUUAGGCUGACAUCAUCUAUUACCAUUUGUGUAAUAAAUUAAUUAUUUGUAAAAUAAAAGUAAAUUAAAAACUAGAGUAAAAAAAAAAUCCCCUGUUCUUUCUUAAAUUUGCAACAUACUCCUAUAUUUUUCUGCACACCUUUAUCACAGGCACUUAGAGGGAACAUUGGGCACAAUACAUGAAUUAAUGAGUUUUUUCUAUUAAGUUAGGCCUAUUCAUUGAUGAGUUAAUUCAGUUGGUUUAAAGUUAGCCUAGGCCUAUUUUGGAAAAAUAUUAUUUUAAUAUAUAAACUGUUUUAUGAGACAUUUACUCGUUUAUAUAUACCGGUAUAUAUAUAUUUAUAUGGUACACAUUUCUUACAUUAUAUAUAGAUAAAGUAAAAUUAUAAAUUAAAUGGGAAAAAAACUCAAGCCAUUGUCUUCUUCUUUGUCUUAUCAAGUCUCAGUGGACCAUAGGCCAUUAAAAAAUUAUUUCAAUCAAAGCCCUCUGGACUCUUGUUAUCUACUCUAACUCUUUCCAGUCUUUAAUACGACUUUGUGAGAUUCUCUUCACCAGGUGUUUUAAGACCUUCAUCUUUCUCUUGAUUGUUGAGGUUCCAUACCGGUGCUUGUGUUGUUAUAUUUGGCAUUGGUUUUCUCAUUGUUUGACCUAUCCAACUCGAACUUCUUUUCUGGAUUUCUUGCUCCAUUGGGAUUUGUGCUGUCAUAUCCCUCACUGUUGGGUUUCAGAUUUUGUGGAGCCACUUGAUGUUGAGGGUUUUCCUCAGGCAAUUCUUCAUGAAGGUUUGCAGUCUUUUCCUUCUUAGUUGGUCUCCAGCUUUCUGAGCCAUAUAGUUAAUGUUUGGCUAACAGCAAAGAUGUCAUUGGGUAUAGUUCAAUGCAUUGUCCAUGAUUUAAAAAGUAAAAAUAUAUAUUUUUAUUUUUACCCAAAGUAUGUCUUUAUUAUUUGUGAUAAGCCACGGGUUAUUAGUCAUUAUCUACCAAACGGCUGUGAAUAAUGGUAGGUCUGCCAUGACCUUUAAUCUGUUACACAAGCAUGUAAGUUAUUUUUGAUAGUGAUGUCAAUGGAUUCACAUUUUCAGCAUCAUACCUAAGCAUUAUCAAAAUGAUAACAUUGUAACUACAUUGAAUAGUUAUCAUUGAUUGCAAUAGAAGCAAGUAAAUGCUUAGAAUUUUACUUAAUAUUUUUUUUUACUUUGCUUAAUAAAAAAAAAAUAAUGUAAAACAAAAUAAUGAAAUUAAACAUUAUUAAAACAUAUGUCUCUUGCAAAUUUGUUUGUGUAAGUGCAAUGUCCAUCACAAGUAUUUAUAAUUUGUGGAUGAUUUAUCUAGUUUAUUUAUAAAUUUUCACUCCAAAUAUAAGUCACUUUUCACACUGCAAGCACCAACUAAAUGUUAUCUUACUCAGAUAAUGAUAGAAAGAUUAGUAACCUAUUGGUCACUGCAGUACUGAUAAAUCAAUAGUGUGUAUGGUUCAAAGUUAUUUAGAGUCUCAGUUAAUAUUAAACCUAUGUCUUUGGUAAAGAACACAGCUUGAUAAUAAAUCUGCUUAACAGAAGUCUCGCUAUUUGUGGUAGCAAUGUUAAAAUAAGUGAAUUUCUUUGGUAUGUUUAUGAAUUAUGUUAUUUAUUGCUAUCAAUUAUUCUGAUGUCUCUGCACAUUUUCACAGUUUUUGCAAUAUUAUAUGAAGUUUUAUUUUUUUUUUAAAAUCAUUCUUUUGUGUCAUGAAGUAUAGUAAGGAUUAAUUGUUGCAAUUUAGAUUUCAAUGUAUUUAUUUGACAUUUAGAAGUGAAGGAUUAUGGAUGAAACAUCACCAUUAUUAUCUGGUCCAGAUCAAUCAGAUGUCCACUCUAAGGAUGGUAGGCUGCUUUUUGUUGUAUUUUUUGUGUUGGGGCUGGUAGGGGAUGUUGUUUUAAAAAAAAGCCAAUUUCAUAAUUUUUCUUUUACUAAUUUUCAGUCUUAAGGUUACAUUAACAUAUAAUUGUAUGUUUUAUUAAUGAAAGUCUGGAUAUGUGUACAGUGUACAAGUUCAUGCAGACACUGCUCCAUGUUCUUUUCCAUUAUAUUAAGUUAAUCAAUGUGGUUCUAUUUUAAACAGAGGUAGAUUUCAGGAUUACUUCAUUCAGCGGUAGGUUUGGAAAUGUUGGAAUAGUUGACAAAAAGACCGGAGGAGAGGAGGAUGAAGCCACAAAAUUCAAGUUCAGUCAGUUGUCCAGACAGAAUAAACUUGUCCUAGGUCUCCUGGGCCUGGCCAACUUUUUCACCGGUUGUGGAUUUUCUUUACUGGCCCCUUUUUUUCCUCAAGAGGUGAGUUAACCGCAUAGCAAAGUGAGGUGGCGGAAGUUUGUGGUAGUCCUGCAUUGCAUUGCUUUCAUACCCCUUUAGCAUCACAUUAAUAAAAUGAUCAGAUUUGUUAGGUACACUGAAUGGGUUUUGACGGAAGUGAUCUUAAUUUAGUUUGUAAUAAAUAUGGAUGCAGUGUAGCAUAUCUCUAGACUCAAUUAACAUUUUAUUAUCACACCAUUAUAUAACCUUUUCUUCAGGGGUGGGGGGGGGGGGCCGACGACUAUGCCCAUAUUUAUGUAAGUACUAUUUAUUAACCUUUUAAAAAAUAAUGGAAAAAAAAAUGGAUGCAGUGUAGCAUAUCUCUAGACUCAAUUAACAUUUUAUUAUCACACCAUUAUAUAACCUUUUCUUCAGGGGUGGGGGGGGGGGGUCGACGACUAUGCACAUAUUUAUGUAAGUACUAUUUAUUAACCUUUUAAAAAAUGAUGGCAAAAAAAAUCUUAAUCCUCUACGAACUUAAUAUCACAUUCCUUCCUUGAUAUAAGGAAAAUAUUUAUUAUGUUAGGUAUCCAAUUUCUAUUUAAAUGGAAAAAGGGUUCUCCGGGCUGAAAAAGUAUAAUUACCUUGAAAUAUGGUUUUAUUAAUUCUUCUGUUGCCUCAUUAACAGGCUGAGAAGAAAGGUGUUUCAACGACAGUGACGGGCCUCAUCUUCAGUGUUUUCCAGUUUGUCAUCUUCUUGUCAUCUCCUGUCUUUGGAAACUAUGUAAGACUGUCUUGGUGCUUAAUGUCUACGGGUUGUUGUGAACUAAAACUGUAGCUGUUGGGGGGGGGGGGGUAAUUACCUGUAUCUUUGAUUUAUGAAAACGUGAUCUACAAUGCAGUGAGCUCAUCCGUGAUGUGUUGUGACCCCUUACCCCACACCCCUCCUCAGCUCACAAGAAUUGGUCCCAAGUUUCUUUUUGUCUCUGGGAUAUUUGUUGGUGGCACCUGUGCUAUUUUAUUUGGGUAAGUUGAUGGCCAUAUAGCAGGUAUAAUUUAAGUUUUUUCACAAUUUAAAAAAAAACAACAUCUUGUACAUUGUAAUUUAAAACAUGACAUAUUUCAUACAGAAAUAUACAAACAAAUCUUUUUAUUUCAAAAAGAUUACAGACUUAGCCAACUCUGUUUUUAUGGACAUAACAGAUAUAAGUUUAGACUCAAAUUAUUGAAUUUUUCAUAGUUUAUUUUCAAUAUUCUGACUAUAAAAAAAGAAAAUUAUUUUUUUUAAUUAGUGAAGUGGGUAUUGAGUUUUGUUCACUAAUUUUUAUAUUUAAUAUUCAAAAUGUUAUUUUAAGUUUAAAAAAAGUCUUCACAAUGUAAAUCUGCAUUAAUUAAUUAACUUUUUUUUUCUUAUUAUUAGUAAUGGGCUUUUAAAACUGAUAAUAUUUCCAGCACGUUAUACAUGUGCCCAUCUGGUGCACCUUUCAUUGUCAUCUGUUUUGUCUGCCGCUGUGUCGAAGCACUGGGAUUGUCUGCCUUCCUCACUUCUGCGCUGGCGAUUAUCUCCAAUGAGUUUCCCAAACAUGUUGCUACAGUUUUUGUGAGUAAAGACAAAGACAUUUUAGCAGUUCACUUCCAGAGUUUGUCUGCCUGGCUUGUAUCAUAGUUUAAAAAUAAAAAAAUUCAAUUUGUAUUUAUUUUGUGUAAAUGGCUGUCAUCAUCAUCAUCGCCUGUCAUCCCUUUUUGGGCAUAGGCCACAAACAAAGGCUCUCCAGGCAUCCCGGUCUUGGGCAAGUCUCUCCAACUGUCCUCAGUUGCGCCCACUAUUUUUGGUGUCUGCCUCCAGUUCCCUUCUCCAAGUCGUUUUGGUUAAAUGGCUGUAGUGUGAUUUUAUUUAAUGUCACUAGUCUAAUAAAUGAAAUAAAAAAAUCAAAGUGUUUUAAAAAAACACUGUGAAUAAAUAUUAUGGAAAUUAAUAAAAGAAGUUAACUUUAUCUGUUGGUACUGAAUGGCAGCCGGUACCACGCUGGUGAAUUUUGCUCAUUAGAUGCUAUCUGUUAGAUCAGGACAGACAGCAUGGGACGGGGAAGUUAGGAUGGCAGGCAGCAGGGGUACACUGAGGAAACUUUGCAAAGUUCAUUUCCGAAAAUGUCUUGACUUAGCAGUUGCCAUGAAUACUUCCAUGCCAGCAUUGAUAGUGAAAUUUCUAUCUUUUUUCUCACAGGGCUUCCUGGAGACAGCCACUGGGAUUGGCCUGAUGGCAGGACCUGCGCUCGGUGGUGUUCUGUAUGAGGUACACUUGCUUGGUAUCUGUUUUAGGAUUGAGCUGAUAAUGUUAGAAUUGGUUGAAUUAGUUUUGUUUUGUCUCCAUCAAAUGAUCACAAAAAGAUUCCUUUUGACACAACCCACACCCCCUUCCAUUUCAUUGAACAGGGUGUUGCGUUUUUCAAAACUUUAUUUAAGAGCAUUUUGAAUCAACCUCUCAUGAUCUAGAAAGUUUGAACAAUAGCAGAUAAAUUAUUUUGUCAAAUUAUGAGUAUCCUAAAAUGAUUGUAAUAAUUACAUGAUAUUUAUCAUUUCAUGAUGCAUCAGAAUUGAUGACUUAACAUUGUCUGCCGAAUUUCAAUAGAUAAACAUUACAGGCAAUAGAAAAGGCUUAGAGAUUACCAAUAUUUUUCUUCUCUUUUAAUUUCAAUGUGGUAUAUUCAUCAUCAUGGGCAUUAUAAAUAAUCGGGGGAUGUAUCAAAAAAUAGUUUGUCUUCAUCUGAGUUGUUUCCCUGUAAAAGAUUUACUUCAUUUACAAUUUAAGUGUACAGCCUUAGUGAAUGCCGCAUCAGGUGGCACAGAAAGACAUAACCCAGAGAUAUGUUCAAUUAAUGGACAUUGUUUUGUAGAAACUAUUAGCCUGUAUGCCAUGUAAUUAAUUUCUCUCCAUUUCCCCCCAUUGUCAGGCAGGUGGUUUUGGCCUCCCAUUCUUUGUAAUAGGUUCAUUGAUUUUGGCCACAGGUUGUGUGAUGUUUUUUCUGCUACCAGAAAUUGCAAGUGAGUCAUACAUUCAUAUGGAAUAUGUAAGUCUGUCUUAAUCUUUGAGAGCACAUUGGAGUCUUAUCACAAUGAACAAAUCAAUUGAACUAAAGAGAAAAAAAAUACUUAUAUUCUAGGUCGGGGGGGGGGGGGGACAAACAUUAAAUGAAAUUACAACUGAUUCAUUAUAAAAAUUGUAUGGAAUAGAUUUUUGAAUUUCAUAUGGAAUAAUUAAGGUCUUAUUAAUCUUUGAGACAGGAGAUGGAUUUUCAUUACCAUACAUUGAACAAAUCAUUUGAACAUAAGUAAUGCACUCUAGGUGGGGUUGGGGAGAAGAGAAGGAGAAUAACUAGUUUGGGCACUAUUGGAUUGGAAGAAGAGAAGGAGAAGAACAAAUCAUUUGAACAUAAGUAAUGCACUCUAGGUGGGGUUGGGGGGGGGGGGCAAACACAGGCAUGUCAGCUACACCUGGCAUGCAAAUCUCAGGGAAAAUCGUAAACUAAAUAUUUCAAAUUUCAUUGCUUAACUGUUGAUUUUUACUUCACGAAAUAAGUUUUACUUAUAAAGAUCGAUACAACGUAACAAUGUAAUUAAUAAACCAGUCCCUAUAACUAUUUUGGUAGUGAAAAAAUUUGUUCACUAUUUCCCUUUAUGAUGAGAGAAAUAAAUAGUAUGUAGUUCUUUUCUUUAUUGCUCUGAUACCUCUGAAGGAUGAAAACAACUCUCAUUGAAGUAAAAUAUGCAAACUAUUUAUGUAAUUACACCUGCAGCAGUGGAGUAGUAGGGGGUAGGGUGGGGGUGUGGUAAGGCUUUAUUACUAGAUUGGUGGAGAGACUCAGUGAGUUUGACCUUGGGACACAUUAAGGAGGCAUAACACUCAGCUUGCUCCAGGCUCUGAAGUAAGCACAAAUAAAAAAUAACUCUUUUUAAACAACUUUGAGGCUGCUAUAUUUAAAUACUGGUAAUUCUGAGGCUGCUAUAUUUAAAUACUGGUAAUUUUUGAGGCUGCUAUAUUUAAAUACUGGUAAUUCUGAGGCUGCUAUAUUUAAAUACUGGUAAUUUUGAGGCUGCUAUAUUUAAAUACUGGUAAUUCUGAGGCUGCUAUAUUUAAAUACUGGUAAUUUUAAGUCUGCUUUAUUUAAAUAAUGGUAAUUUUGUUGUGUCAUAUUUGAAGUAUCUGAACUAUGGACUAUCUUAGUUUGUCAUAAAAUACAUUGUUAUUCUCUUAAUUUGUUCUGCUGCAGUAACUUUUAUGUUUGAGUCCCCCAUGUCAUGCAGCUUAAAAAUAAAAUGGUUUUAUUAUUUAUGUUCAACAGAUGUCCAACAUGAGAGAAAGACCAGUGUAUUCUCACUGUUAAAAAGCCCCAUGGUUUGGUUUGCAUCGUUAAGCAUAAUGGCUGGAGGUAUCGGCAUUGUUUUUCUGGAUCCAACCUUUUCAAAACAUGUAGAAGAGGUAUGCAUGACCAGUAACCAAAUGUGUUAAUCAACCUAUUCUUUGUUAAAUCACAUAAGGAAAACUCAUAAUUUUUUACUGACAUUAUCAUUUAGAAUUCAAAUCUCUUUGCCAGUGGUUGUCUGCAAGUCUCUUUGCCAGUGGUUGUCUGUAACUCUCUUUGCCAGUGGUUGUCUGCAACUCUCUUUGCCAGUGCUUGUCUGCAAGUCUCUUUGCCAGUGCUUGUCUGCAACUCUCUUUGCCAGUGCUUGUCUAGAACUGUCUUUGCUAGUGCUUGUCUGCAAGUCUCUUUGCCAGUGCUUGUCUACAACUCUCUUUGCCAGUGCUUGUCUAGAACUGUCUUUGCCAGUGCUUGUCUGCAAGUCUCUUUGCCAGUGCUUGUCUGCAACUCUCUUUGCCAGUGCUUGUCUAGAACUGUCUUUGCUAGUGCUUGUCUGCAACUCUCUAUGCCAGUGCUUGUCUGCAAGUCUCUUUGCCAGUGCUUGUCUGCAACUCUCUUUGCCAGUUCUUGUCUACAACUCUCUUUGCUAAUGCUUGCCUCUCUUGAUGCUACAAUAAGGUUCCAGUUAAAUAGUUCUUGAAUUAGUUUUGUUUUAACCUUUCAUAAAAAUCUGUCCUAUUAAGCCUUUUCUCAUGAGGAAGAGAAUAAUUUUUUUAGCAGCCUAAAUACCGAAUAACCAUGCCUGGAGAGAGGCAAAAGUUCUCUGCAGUCAACAAGCCGAGCUGACAACUGCAGACUGCUGGGAUGGCAGAAUAUUUAGCUAGGUCCUGUAGGGCUAACCACUGCAUACUAAAAGGAGGAGGAAAACACAACUCAUAAUUGUGUGAUUUAAAAAAAAACAUUUUUAUUAAAAUGACUGGGACUCUAUGAUUCAAGUUAUAAAAAUAAUUAAUGUGUCGCGGAGGAUAAUGUCACUAAACUUUUGGGUGAGGAAAUCAACCCCAAGGGACGCAGCCCAAAUCAUUUACCGUCACAUGCAGAUAAUACAUUUUUUAAAUGUAUUUUCACAUUUAUUUUGUUUUCAUGUUUUGCAAGCUUUUUUUUUCAGUUUGAUUAUUAUUAAUACUAAUGAUUCCGUGUUUCAGUGUGUUUUGAUGACUUUGUAUUUCAGUUUAAUUUAAGCACAGCCAUUGUUGGAUUAUUUUUUGUCAUAGCUCCUGGUCUCUACGGACUCACCUCACCACUAUGGGGAUUUAUCAGUGACUCUACGGUAAGUAUAGAAAUCAGUGGUUCCCAACCUGGGCAGGCAUAAACAAUUUAUGUGUGGGCCUGAUUACUUUCCAAAAGUUUUCUUUAGAAUAGACUAAGUUCUCAGAUUUAUUUGGGUAAAUUAAAAAAUUAAAUUAGAUAAGAAACAUGAUUGAGGCCAUACCCAGAAACAUAUCUCCAGAUAACAAUAGACACUCUUUAUUUUAUGAUGGUGUCAAGGAUUUUAAUUUGACCUCAUCAUGGUGUAAGGAGAAAACUGAAAAUUAUCUGUGCUUGAGGGAGUCCAAAAAUCUAAACCAUUUGAGAACCACUGACAUACAAAUUUAUUUGGUUAUAUAUUAUUGCAAUUAUCCCUCAGAAAAUCAUUGUAAUGGUUACUUGAUAAAUUAAGGAAAUUAUUUUUAUUAGUCCUUGAUUGAAUAUAGUGUUCUUGUGCUGAUAUAACUCCCUAAAAAAACUGCACUAAUGCACUCUUUGUUUCACUACAGCCUGACCCAAUAAAAAUAUAACAUAGCUCACUCCAUAGUGGAUUGUAGAUUUUACUUAUACAUGUAAUUAAAAAAAAAUUUUUUUAGUACCCAGUGUUUUAUGUGUUAACAAAUUUAAAGCAAUAUAAAACAAAAUAAACAACUAUUGCCACUUUUCACUAGAGUGAAAUAUUAAACAACAAUGUUUUCACACUUGAUACAAAAAGAUAUUAUAUAAUGCAUGCAUUCUUUAACUUUCUUUCAGGGGAUGAAUGCACCCCUGAUCAUUCUUGGAAAUCUAAUGUGUGGCAUUGGUUUUCUUUUUAUUGGACCAAGUCCACUUCUACCAUUUUUACCUUUGUGAGUUUUAAAUGGGGAACAACCAUUUACGGUCUGCUUUGACAUGAAAUUAUGUCCCCAAAGCUGGAAUAUAUAUUAUAAUCACAAAUUCAAAUUUGACAUAAAUAUAAAUUCAAUAAUAAAUUUAUAUAUUGAUGUAUAUCUAACAGUUAAAAUUUUAUAAAGAUUUCUUCUAAUCAUUUUACUUCAGUAUUAUCUUUAACUUUUGGCUGCUCUUGUUUGCAGUGAGCUAUGGAUCAUAAUAUUAGGGCUAAUAAUGGUUGGAGCAUUCUUUGGGACACUAGUUGUGCCAUCAAUGAAGUGCAUGCUGAUAGGUGCAAUGUAAGUGGAAAUUUGUUAAUAAUAAUUAGCCUUUAGUUAAGUCUAGUGGGUAUUUGGUAAUUUAUGGUCAAUUGCCCUCAUUAGGUUACUUAUGGUCAGUCUGUAACUCUUGAAGAAAGACUAGUUAUAUAGUGAGUAUUCUAAUAUCAAAACACAUUGGCCACAUCGAAUUCAGGGUGACAUGAAUUUAUUGAAACUCAUUAAUACAUAGGUUUGCUGAUAUUCAGUUUGAGAUCCACUACUGAUUUCCCCUAACACCAACAUUAACUUCCCCUGAAGCCAUGACUGAUUUCCCCUGAAUCCAUGAUCAACUUCCCCUGAAUCCACCCCUUCUUUCCUUCCAUCCACCACUUACGUCCUAAUGACUGACUUCCCUUGAAUCCCUCCCCGCCUUCCCCUGAAUCCCCCCCCCCCCCUCUCUCUCUCUCUCUCUCUAUGGGCCUCUUCUUUUUUAAGCAGUUAGUUGACACAUGUUUUCUGAAUCACCAAUAGAUUCCAUAUAUCUGAAUCCAUGACUGAUUUCCCCUGAAUCCAUGCUUAAUUUCCCCUGAAUCCACCCCUUAUUUCCUUGCAUCCACCACUUAUGUCCUAUUUACAGUUCAAAAAACAUUUGUUAGCUGUUUGUAAAGCCCAUCCUUUGAUCAUUUCAGAGAUAUAGGAUUUGAAAACAAUCUGGACACAUUUGGUGUUGUCUCUGGUUUAUUUAAUUCUGUCUUCUCUAUAGGGUAAGUCUGUUUACUACCAGAUAUUGUCUACUUUUUAUUGGAAUUAAAAUAAUUAAAUUUUUUAGAAUGCUUAUAAUAUUAAGGUUAUGACCUUUACAAAAUAUAUAUUAUUGAAAUAAACAGUAAUGUGGUGGUAUUUAAAAAUUAGGGUAAUGUUUAGACAGUAAUGUGGCAUUAUUUCAAAACUAACGGAUAAUAUUAUAACAGUAAUGUAGUAUUGUUUUUUAAAAAUGUUUUAGUACUUUUAGGUUUGUUAUGGAACACCCAGAGUUUUUAUUUUAUCAUGUCAUGUUUUGUUUUUUUAGAGCUUUCACAGGUCCCAUGCUGGCUGGUGUGCUGGUAGAAGAAAUUGGCUUUAGAUAUGGUACUACUGUUGUGACUGGCAUUAAUUUUGCUGUGGUAAGCUUCAAUCAGAUUGUUUUUUAAAUAAACCCUUCUCUGCUUGAAAAAAGUUAACUUUAUCCCUCAUUACUUGGCAAUAAUUUUUUAAUGUGUUUAUUAUUUUUUUAAAAUCAUUUCAAGAUGAUUAGGUGGAUGGAAUUAAUCAUUUUAAAAAACAAUUCUCUAAAACCAUUUAACAUUUUUCCAUGAUGACUAUUUUUAUAUUUAAAACACUUAAUAUUUUGCCAUUCAGUUCACUUUUUAUUUUUUAGAACAAUACUCUCUUAAACUUGAAGUACACUUGAUGUAACGGAUAGUUGUGCACAUUUUUUACAAUUCUCAAGACAGAUGACAUGUUGACAUUCAUUUUUCAUUUUUUUUUUACAAUUUCCAUGUCAAACAGAUGCUAUUGUGUGCUUCAUAUUUUAUUAUCCGGCGAUUGCUGAGGCCAUCCAAAUCAGCCAAUCUUUUGAUACGCUAUGAAAGUGCUGUGCCACAGAGUGCUGCAGAUGAGAGGGACUUAAUUCUGUCCAACUCUUUACACAUAUCCACUGAGAGUAAAAAAGAUACAAAUUCUGCAGGUAGGAGAAAGAUGUGAAACUUAAUUAUUCUUAAAACUAUUUAUUUUUUGUUUAAAUCGUCAAUAAUUCAUACAUUCUAUACUUUAUUCUUUUUUUAAAUAUACAUAUCAAUACAUAAACUGUAUUUACAAAUUAUUGUUAUUACUGGGUAUUUCAUAUAUAGCUCUUUGUUGUAAGAUAUCAUAAGAAAUUAUUCAUUACCCAAAAAUUUAAGAAACAUUUUAAAAAAAAUCAAGUUAAUGGAAAAAAUUGAAAAUUAACUGUGUUUAAACUGAAUGUGACUAUAACUCUUACUAUUUUCAUUGAAAACAUGGCAGUAAAGAUCAAAUAAUUUUAUGUCGCCAGUUAAUAAAGCAGUGUAUUUAAAAAAUAAAUAAUUUUAACUAUAAAAUUUCAGGAAUUUGGUUCAAUCUUUGAUUACAAUAUAUUUGUUUUUACUGGAUCUUUGAUAACUUCAUUCAGCUCUUGUUAGGUCUGUUGCAGGCUGUUCAUGACACCCAGGUAGAAGUUAUUUCUGUCAGGCUUUGAUACUUGUGAAUAGUUCACUGACUUAUAAGGACUUAAAGGUAAAUGCCCUACUGCUCUACUGUGAUACUGCACUACUUACUCAAUGCUAUACUGUGAUACUGCACUACUGCCUUAAUGCUCUACUGUAUUACUGCAUGUUAGCUGUAUGACCCUCUGCUAAUUUUCUAUAGGCUGUACUUCUCCACAAUCUUAUUAUCCAUUCUGUAGGAUUCCCUUUAGGAAUUAUUUCCCCAAAAUUCCCCUGUUCUGCUCCAUCGUGUUUCUUAACUUAUUUAGUGCCUUUGCCCUACAAAUGCAAUGUCCUGCUCAUCUGGCUUGCUGUUGUAUUGAUGCAAUUGCCUACUGAGUGUACAGCCAUAUUUCCUCUUGGUCAAAAUACAAAAUCAACUUGCAAAUUUCAUCAUCAUGCCAUCAUUAAGUAAAAUAUCUCCCUAAGUCGAUAAAUAGAAAAUCUACCAAAAGUUCAAUUGUUUAUCUUAGUACUCUUAUUAGGCCCUCCAUAAAUGACAACAUGUGAGGGGAGCUACAUUUUGUGACAAGUUUGUCAGGUUGGGGAGAAGUUUGUCUGGUUGGGGAGAAGUUUGUCUGGUUGGGGAGAAGUUUGUCUGGUUGGGGAGAAGUUUGUCUGGUUGGGGAGAAGUUUGUCUGGUUGGGGAGAAGUUUGUCUGGUUGGGGAGAAGUUUGUCUGGUUGGGGAGAAGUUUGUCGGGUUGGGAAGAAAGAGUAAAAAAAUAGGCCAAAAUAGUGGGAUGCCAUUUUUUUAUGAAUCCUUGAUGUAAGAUAACUUUAAAAAAGCUUAAUCAAAUGUGCACCAAACAUAUUAGCAACGAAAGUUUAAUAAAAAUAAACAACUUGAUUUUUGCUUGAUGUAUUUAAUUUUAUUUUUCCUUAGGUGAACUCCAUUUCAGCUUCAUGAGAUCUACCCCACCAGAUAUUCAUUUUAACUAAUUACUCAGUUAAAAAUAUUCUUAAUGUAUAUAACCUUUCAGGAAAUGUUAUCCUAAAUUAAUAUUAAUUAUUGACCUUGCCAAAAUUUUUUUUAAAAAUAAGUGAUUGAAAAAAUAAGUUAUGUAUACAUUAAUAUUAUAUAUGCAGUAAUUUUUUAUUGCUUUAUUCAACUAACAAAACUGAAAGGAGAAAGCAUUACCUCAUUUUUGUUGAUGAUCCAAAUGUUUAUUUAUAUUUAAAGAAUUUCUUUUGGAGAAGAGAGCUUAUUAAAGUGCAAUAAGUUUCCACUGGCUCUAAGUUAAUUACAGCUUCUAACUUCUAUCUAUUCCAAUUCAAUGGAUAUGGAUACUUAUUUUUUAUACCGGUACACAAAUCAAACCUUAAAUUUUAUGUUGUUUUAUUCUCAUUUAUGAAUGAUGAUUUUUGUUAUCUUUUCACAAAUAAUGUUAUUCUUAUAUCCAUUUAUAUUUAUUAUACAUCUAUUAUUUGUUGAUAUUAAAGAAAUUGAAACAUUCCGGGUCAGUUUUAUUAAACAAAAUUAAAAUGAC